CGGACCCAGCAGAUCAUGACGCUCGCUCGGUUUCCCCUUCAUUCGAUUCGUUUGAACGCUCGACGGCCCGUUUGAUCCGGAUCCGAUGGAGGGAGCCGCGGCCGGAGGAUGUUCCGCGCUGCCGGAGGACGCGGACGCGGUGCUCGGCGAGGGAUGCGGGAUGGAUGCUGCAGAGCUCGACGCUGCUCUUAAGAAGACCUACAUAACCGAGAUGCCAUCUUCCUCGUGUCACUCCAGCUCUGGCCCUGAGAAGAAGAUCGGUCACAGGCGGGUCGAUGCAUCCGGCGAAACCACCUACAAGAAGACGACCUCGUCUGCCCUGAAAGGAGCCAUUCAGCUGGGGAUCGGCUACACCGUGGGUAACCUGAGCUCCAAACCCGAGCGGGACGUCCUCAUGCAAGACUUCUACGUGGUGGAGAGCAUCUUCUUCCCCAGUGAAGGCAGUAAUCUGACGCCGGCGCAUCACUAUCCAGACUUCAGGUUUAAAACGUACGCUCCGGUGGCGUUCCGCUACUUCAGAGAGCUCUUCGGGAUUCGACCGGACGACUAUCUGUAUUCUCUCUGUAAUGAGCCCUUGAUCGAGCUCUCAAACCCCGGUGCCAGCGGCUCCAUUUUCUACCUCACUCGAGACGAUGAAUUCAUCCUGAAGACCGUCAUGCACAAAGAGGCUGAGUUCCUGCAGAAGCUGCUUCCAGGAUACUACAUGGUGAGCCAGCAGCUCGUCCUCAGUCCAGUGUUGGAGAGCUUUAAGAUCAUGGACUACAGUCUGCUGCUGGGGGUUCAUAAUCUGGAUCAGGCGGAGCGCGAGCAGCAGAUGGAGGGAUCUCAGAGCAGCAGCGAUGAGAAGAGACCGGCCGCGCAGCGAGCGCUUUACUCUACCGCCAUGGAGUCCAUUCAGGGAGGAGCUGCGUGCGGAGGCUCCAUAGACACCGAAGACACGAUGGGAGGCAUUCCUGCUGUCAACGGCAAAGGAGAGAGACUCCUGCUCUUCAUCGGCAUCAUAGACAUCCUGCAGUCCUACAGACUCAUAAAGAAGCUGGAACACACAUGGAAGGCUCUGGUGCAUGACGGGGACACUGUUUCCGUCCACCGGCCGAACUUCUACGCUGACCGCUUCUUCCGGUUCAUGAGCAGCACUGUGUUCAGGAAAAGCAGCUCGCUGAAGGCUUCUCCAGCUAAGAAGGGCCGUGUGGCGCUGACUGUGUCCAAAUUCAGCGGCCCCGGAGCGGCCUGCUCGGCCAGUCAGCUUACCUCAGAGAGAGACCAGAACAUCUAUGAUCUGAGAGGAGCGCGCAGCUUCCCCGUGCUGGAAAACCAUGGUCUGCAGUCUUGCACUCCUCCGUCGUUCGAGGAAGCGACCACGACGUCUGUGGCCACAACUCUGUCCUCAAACACCUCCAUAUCUAUCCCAGAGCGCUCUCCGUCAGACACCACAGAGCAGCCGCGCUACAGAAGACACACAUUGCCUCUGAAAGACGCUGAGGGAAGGACGCAUGAAGUGGUGCACGUGCAUGAGGAAGAGCAGCAGACCAUCACUGUGCAGGUGGAGGUGAAGAGAGAGAGAGAAGAGGAGGAGGAGGAGCCAGACGUCUCUCUGACGCACGCGGUGAUGGAUGUUCCUCCUCCAGACACUGAUGACCUUGUCCCAGAAACAGCCGCUUCAGCACCCGUUACCCAGGAAACCGUCUCCCAGGCAACACUUCCUGGUGACACCCAGACAACAGUUCCCGUGGAAACAGCUCCUCUGACAGAAACCGGGACCCUCGAAACAGCGCCGGCCCCUGAAGCAGCUGAGCCGUUCGGUUCUAGCCCGAAAAUGCAGCGUCCCGACGUGGACAGACUCUCAGAGUCCCAGAGCCGGGAGUCUCUGGAGGAAGAGGUCGCAUCAACCACUGACAUCUAUUUUUACGCUGAAGGCAGAUAUUGGGUUUACUCUCCGGUGCUCCAGCGGAGGAAGCUCAGCUCCUGCAGUGUCGUAAGUGAACGGAUCUGAACACCUGAGAGCAGGACGUCCCAACCUCCUCCUCCACAUCAAAUAUAGUCAUAAUAUCACAUUAUAAAGACUCUUUGAAUUUAACUUGACAUUGGCAUUUCUAUUACAAUCUCACAAACCCUCGGUUGGGAAAUCCUGCUGUAGACUGUAGUUUUUAGGGUUUUAUUAGAGUCAUGUUUCGUUGGUCUUAAAAUCCAGUAGCUCACCUUCAUGUGUAGUUUUUCACCCUGAUGGACAAAUUCAUGAUUCCUGGUAAUGCUUUCCACAUUGGGUUAGGAGUAUGGAAAACUAGCUUCUUCUUACUCAAAAUUACAUAUUAAAAGAGUACGUGCAACAGUGUGCAGUAUGCAGUACGUUUCAUAUAGUAUUAGGCUAUGCUUUGGUCACAUGACCAAAACACAUUACCAUGAAAGUGCUGCAUCUUUAAUCUUUUCAUUUUAAAUUUUGUGUAAAAUCAUCUUACAUUUUUUGCAGCCCAAUCAAUGAAUGAGUCAAAAAGGAGAUGAUAUUAAAUAUCAAAAUUAUUAUUACUUUAGGUUCAUCCAUCAAACUGGAAAAAGUAUAAUUGAGAUCAUG
Molecule: messenger RNA, 2569 nt
Organism: Sinocyclocheilus rhinocerous
Lineage: Eukaryota; Metazoa; Chordata; Actinopteri; Cypriniformes; Cyprinidae
Product: phosphatidylinositol 4-phosphate 5-kinase type-1 gamma-like
Exons: 16
Coding region: 86-1993 (635 amino acids)
Biological process (GO): phosphatidylinositol phosphate biosynthetic process
Cellular component (GO): plasma membrane
Molecular function (GO): 1-phosphatidylinositol-4-phosphate 5-kinase activity
Source: RefSeq, a predicted model, not a curated record